Messenger RNA from Corticium candelabrum, 558 nucleotides. RefSeq lists its product as uncharacterized. Gene Ontology annotation, biological process: DNA integration. The coding region runs from base 1 to 558 and encodes 185 amino acids. The transcript has a single exon. Gene Ontology annotation, molecular function: nucleic acid binding. Lineage: Eukaryota; Metazoa; Porifera; Homoscleromorpha; Homosclerophorida; Plakinidae. The record is from RefSeq and is a predicted model, not a curated record.
AUGACAAGAAUGUUCCUUGUCAUUGUUGAUGCGUUUUCGAAGUGGUUGGGCGUGUAUGCAACCCAGUCAGCUACCAAAGAAGUUACGCUCGAGAAACUGAAGGCGUCGUUUGCAAUUCAUGGGAUUCCCGAAAGUUUGGUAUUGGGCAAUGGCACGUGCUUUAGGAGUAGCAAAUUUCGUACGUUUUGCCAGAGUCAAGGAAUAAUCGAUACAAAAUCAGCACCUUAUCGUCCGUCAUCUAGCGGACUAGCCGAACGGGCGGUACAAACCCUCAAGGAUAGACCAAGGAAGCUAGAAACAGGAAGCUUGAAUGAAAAGCUGCCAACAUUUUUGUUGGCAUACCGCAACACGCGGCACGCUACCACAGGCUCAACGCCAGCAGAGCUCCUUUUGAGAAGGAGACGCGCUUUAGACUCGAACUCAUCUGACCGGAUGAUAGUAGAACAGUUCGAAGGAAACAGGAGGUUCAAAAAGGAAACCACUGUAGUAGAUGCCAAAGCCGGGAAAUGCAACGUUGGCAAGGGUUUUUUGGACCUCGCUGGAUUCCAGCCUGGGUGA